This is a messenger RNA of Helicoverpa zea (corn earworm), 3126 nucleotides long. Its product is annotated as protein FAM98B. The record is from RefSeq and is a predicted model, not a curated record. The transcript is spliced from 10 exons. Gene Ontology annotation, cellular component: tRNA-splicing ligase complex. Lineage: Eukaryota; Metazoa; Arthropoda; Insecta; Lepidoptera; Noctuidae. Bases 125 to 1699 code for a protein of 524 amino acids.
AUAAGUAGAGUUGUCUAUGGUUAUUCCUAGAGAAUCAUUUUAUCACCGGCAGUGUAAUUUUCAUUUUCACAAAUAUUUAAAGCAAUAAUACAUUUGCGCGAAUGCUAAUCCAACUUCCUUAAACAUGGAAAACGAUAUUUUGGACUCCUUAAACGAUUUGGGCUAUGAAGGCCCACUCUCCGAUGAGGCAGCGUUCUCCAAAGCACUGGAAGGUGGCCCCAAGUCCUUGGAGUUCACUAAGCUGGUCCACAUCUUGGCCGAAGAGAUCAAAACGCUAUGCAACCUCGAGGAGACAGUUAACAUGAUGAAUGAUGUUGACGAGUCAAGCUCAUUCUUGUUGGAGCUCAGUUCUUUUCUGAAGGAACUCAAGUGUCCUUAUAAGAAGUUAGUCACAGGUCAUAUGUCUUCCCGACUUCAAACAAAAGAGGAUCGGCUGUUGCUUCUGGAUUAUUUACUGUCGGAGCUGAUGGCCGCUCGCAUGGUCAAUGUAGACUGUCCUAAGGAGAAGCAGGGUGCUGGCAUGGAGAUUGUUAUGCAAGAAUCGCCCACAGCCAAAGACUUGAAGGACAUAUUAAUAGCCCUGAAGUUCAACAAGCCGCCUCCCAAUAUCACGCCAGAGAUGCUGUUCUCCAAACUGGAAACUAAGCUUAAGGAUACCAUACAGAAAGAAGGUGAUCAACUAGUAGGCAAGCCGCUAUACAAUAAGGCGCUAACAGAGAAGGAUUGGAAACAGUUAGAGAGUGCGUUCACAGAGAUGUAUGAAGAGUACCGGUUGAGGAGAGAAACGCUCAUCACUCGGUUAGAGUGUACUAUACAGAGUUUUGAGUGGUCAGACCGUCUAAAAUCAAAGAAGGAUGUAAUCCAGUCCACCUACCGUCCCAAACGUGAACUCCUCAAAGUGAAGCCGGACGUCAAGCUGUCAGACUUCCUCGCAGCCAGGACUGCACUGCUACAUGUUGAGAAGACUUCCAGUGCUACUGUCAGGAAGAACACUCAGACUGAUGUCAAUAAAGUUAUUAUUGGACAGGUACCGGAUAGAGGAGGUCGUCCCAACGAGCAGCAAGCACCACCUCCUGAAAUGCCCUCCUGGCAACAGAGAAAUGCUGGCGGCGGUGGUGGCGGUCGCGGCGGGCGAGGAGGCGGCGGCGGCGGUUACAAUAACGCACAGCCUUCAUACAACAACGCACAGGGAGGUCAAGGUCAAGGUCACGGUGGAGGUCAAGGUCACGGUCAUCCCGGAGGUCAGGGCGGCGGCAGAGGGGGACGAGGAGGAAGGGGUAGAGUUCAGGGAGGAUAUAGUCAGGGAGCGGGUGAUCAUGGCAGGCCUCAAAACAGAAACUAUCAAACGUACGAGGUGCCUCCCGGCGGGUACAACAAUCAAGGUCAUUCUUACCAAGGUCAAGGUCAGGGUCAGGGUCACCAGAGUCACGACUAUAAUCAGCAUGGUGGUUAUAACCAGUAUGCGCAGGGAGGGUACGAUAGUAUGGGCAGCUUUAAUCAGGGAUAUCAAGGAGGUGGCGGCGGCGGCGGCGGAGGCUACAAGAAACCCUACCAAAACAACCAAGGUUACCAAGGCAACCAGGGUUACCAGUCCAACCAGGGUUACCAGCCUAACCAGGGUUACUCCCGAGGUGGUUACCAGAACGAACACGACGACCGGGACCGACGCGGCCGCGGACAAUACAGGGGGCGACGUUGACAAUAUCAAACACCCUCUAUACUGUCAAACGUAAACAUAAAAUUAGUUAACAUAUAUUGCUGCAAUUUAGUCCAAAUAUUGUGACGUUUUUUGUAUUGGUACAAUUUCGAAGUUAAAAGGAGAUGGCCUUUUGUUGUUGUUUUUUUCUUAAUGAAAAUGAAUCGUAAAUUCGCUAUAGAUGGUGACUGAAAAAUUAUGUUCCUAAAGUAUGAAAAACUUCGCAAUAAAAUGUAGUGUAAGAUCAAUACAAAAAACGUAACUUACACAUGUAAUAUAUUAAUAUGAUAUUAUUUUCUAUGAAAUUACGUUAAAUAUAUCGAAAGGCGAGCGACCUAUAGAAUGAUUUAGCAAAUAUAUACAUACAUAUUAUAAUAUAUAUAAAGAAAUCAAAUAAAUAGAAAUAGUAACAACAGGUUGUAUAUCAUAGUGCGUUACAUAAUUAUAAUCGUAAUAUUAUAAUAUUGUAGAACUCCAAUAGUUUGUACUGCAAAACAGGUGAUGCCUUAUUACAAAAAGAGUUUUUAUUACAAGCGAAAUAAAGUUCAAAAUACUAAAAAAGAACUGGCUCGUAGAUUUAAAGUUCCACUACUCGCCAGCAAGGUAUAAUUUGCUCCAAAUAAUGUUAUAACUCUGAAGUUAGCCAUACGACGCCUAACACAAACGCAGUAGUGUUCUUGACUAUUGUAAAGUCAACAGUAGCCAAUUUCGGACAAGCUAAGUUACUGGGUAAAAUCUGUACGUAAAAUGUGCAAGGAGUAAUGCAUAACUUCAGAGUUGCAAAAUUAUUUGGUGUGAACUAUAAGACAAGUAUUUCUGCUAUAGGCUAGUUUCCUAAAAAAUAAUAAUUAGUCCGUCUUGUAGAUUGUCCAAAAUUAAGCGAUACGUUUUUUUUCUAUUUUAAAUUGGAUCAGAACUUAUUAAUAUAUAGCUUAUUAAAGUUGAGUGUGACUUUACAUAGUGCUACAGUUUUCAGGACUCUGUGACCUAAAAGGCCCCCACUCCUAAUUUUUGAAGCGUUGUAUCUUUGUCAUUUUAUGUUUAUUAAAAAAAAAGAAAAAAUACGUAUCCGAUAUUUUUUGAUUAUAUAAAAAGCGGACUAAAUAUUAUUUCAUUAUUUCGACCCUGGAAACUACCCUAUUAUAGAAUUUUCAGCUUGACUCUAAUACCUAUUCAGAAAUUACUACCAGCUCUUCUUUUAGUAGCUCUAUAAAUACAAUAAAAGGGCUAACAGAAUUUGUUGAUUGGAUUAUAUUUUAAUUUAUUUAAUAUAUAUGGUCUGAUUUAUUAUCUUUCUAAUAUAUCAUAUUAUACCAUUUUAUUUGUCAACAAAUGUGAACUCCCUGGAUGGAUUUGCAUUAGAAAAACUCAUUCUAUAUUAAAUAUUAUAUAAUUUUUUUUCUAUGAAUAGCUCAUUCGUAUUGUUUUUA